Molecule: messenger RNA, 962 nt
Organism: Prunus persica (peach)
Lineage: Eukaryota; Viridiplantae; Streptophyta; Magnoliopsida; Rosales; Rosaceae
Product: transcription factor MYB114
Exons: 3
Coding region: 9-743 (244 amino acids)
Source: RefSeq, a predicted model, not a curated record
CGUACGAGAUGGAUAGUUCUUCGGGAGUGAGAAAAGGAGCAUGGACUAAAGAGGAAGAUGAUCUUCUGAGGCUGUUCAUUCAGAAACAUGGAGACGGGAAAUGGAACCAGGUUUCUCUACAUUCAGGGUUAAAGAGAUGCAGAAAAAGCUGUAGACUAAGGUGGUUGAACUACUUGAAGCCAAACAUCAAGAGAGGACACUUUGCUGAGGAUGAAAUAGAUCUAAUAUUAAGGCUUCAUAAGCUUUUAGGAAACAGGUGGUCAUUAAUUGCUGGACGACUUCCAGGAAGAACAGCAAACGAUGUGAAAAACUUUUGGAAUACUCGACUGGGUAGAAAGAUGGCUUCUGGUGUUGUUGAAAAGGUGAAAGAGCAAUCUCCAGAGACCAAAAAGGACAUCGCAGUCAGACCUCAACCACGGCGGCUCUCGAAAACUUCACACUAUUUGAGUGGGCAUAAAACUGUAACUUCACAUCAUAAUCAACCAGAAGAGAAUUUUAGCAAACUGCCAAUACUACCCUCAUCGCCUAUAGAAGAUGAAGUUGAUUGGUGGGAAACCUUAUUGGAGGACGAGGACAAUGUGGAACGAACAAAAUGUUCAUGUCUUGUGCUAGAGGAAGACCACUUCACAAACUGUUGUGUUGAAGAUUUGGCUCCGUGGACAAGAACAGAUUUUAGAUAUUUGGAAGACUGUCCUUGUUGGAUUGGCUCUUCUGAUAUGGACCUUUGGAAUCUAUCAACAUAACAACAAAAGUUCACCCCUUUGGGACCAACUAUGAAUUUUAUUUCAACGUUCUAAAACGAUUAAUAAAAGUUCACUCCUUUGGCUCUUUUGAUAAAAUAUAAUUUAAUCAAUAAAUGUAAGGGCUUCUUAGCUCUAGGUCCAAAACGAUUAGUUGUCAUUAGGCUAAGUCCUCGUCGUUUUGGUUUUAGAUGCAGGUCCUUUGACUUUUAUUACUUUUUU